GGACACAUAUUAGUUUGGCUGUGUUGACAUGGCCUGCAGCGCCAACGCCGAGCUGAAAUCCCAGAGCUUGAGAACGGCUACUCUCCCUAAACCAGAGAACAAAACAGACCCGGAUGGAUCUACCUCCCACGAUGAAGCCCCAGAGCCUGACAUGCUCCCUGAUGUUAGCCUAUGGGUGGAAGGGGAGAGCUUUUUUGUCAGCCGACACCAUCUGGCUCUCCAGAGUCCUUACUUCAGGGCCCUGUUUUUUGGCUACGGACUGGAGAGCAAAAAAAGACAAGUGGAGAUCAAAGGGGUGAAUCUGCAGUAUUUUAAGGUCUUGAUCGAGUACAGCAAGAACCGCAGACUUGCUCUGAACAGAGAAAAUGUUCUGGGAAUCCUUGAGACUGCAGACUUCUUACAGCUGGAGCGACCCAGGCUGAUGUGCUGCAAGUUCCUCGAGCGCGAGCUCCACCUCAGCAACUGCCUGGAAAUGAUGGCCUACGCCUGGCAGCUUGGCUGCACUCAUCUGCACACUGCGGCACGACAGGUGGCGCUCACACACUUCUCUGCAGUUUUAACCCAAGAAGACUUCCUACGCCUCUCCAAGGAGACAGUAGCAGACCUUCUUGCCAGUGAUGAUCUGGCUAUCUUCAAAGAUGAUCUGGCCCUGGAGGCAACGCUGCGCUGGGUGUCGUCUGACCCUAAUCGAGAGGAACAUUUCCUCGAGCUCGUUGAGCUGGUGAGGCCGGAGUCUCUCUCUUUACCCUUUCUCGCUAAACUUUUGACCACAGUGAAAAGCUCGGACCCCAGAGCCAGGCUCAUCAGCAAGCUCAACCAACAUUUCCCUGCUUCUUGGUGUGUGGGAAGGUCAAUGAGGAGAACCAGAGCCAGAGAAACUUUGUAUGUCCUGGGCGGACCUCACGAUAAGGAGGAACAGGCGCUGUUUCAGUUUCACCCUCAGAGUGGUAGAUGGCAGAGCUGCUCGCCUCUGCAGAGAAAGAACCUAACUCAGUACUCUGUGGCAGCAGUGGGCGACAAUGUGGUCGUGACAGGAGGCUACUUCAGAGACGUGCUGUGGUUCAGUGUGGACUGGGUCAGGAUGUACGAAUGUGCCAACCACCGCUGGCUGGAUGGUCCGGCCAUGCAGAAGUCCAGACACAGUCACUGCUCCAUCGGGCUGGAUUCAGCUCUGUACGUCCUAGGCGGCAGUAUGGAUGAAGGCCUCCUGGCUGACGUAGAGAAGCUGGUCCUGGGGUCAGGGGAGGGCUGGGAGGGGCUGAGCCCCAUGGUCCAGGCAGUAGAGAGGGCAGCGAUUGCUGCUCUGGGAAUGUGUAUUUAUGUCGCAUGUGGCCUGGAUGAAAAUGGGGAUGUGUAUGCAGGAAUUCAGAGAUACGUGGUGAAGGAGGACCAGUGGGAUGUGGUUUCCUAUUCUCCGUUUCCACGGUAUGACCUGGUUGCCGCUGAGCUCAACGGUGCCCUGUACCUGUUUGGGGGCCAAGCCCUGCGUUUCGAUGAGGAGACGGAUGAAUGGACGGUGCUCGAAGAAGAAACGUUGGGGAGAAAGUUUUUUUGCGGCUGCACCAACGUCAGUGGCCAGAUCUACUUAGUCAGCGAGAGGAAAAGCAACAAAGCGUUCCCCAACAUGGUGCUGUUGGACCCGUACAUAGACACCUGCAUUCAGAUAGACGAUGCCGUACCCUGUCCUAUGCCGCUUAGAGGAUGUGUCACCAUGAGGAUGGUCACAUGAUAUAAUAUUGUUAAACAAAAUGCAACGUUGUUUUCUGAAGCCUUUAUUUUGUAAAACUGAACCGUAACUGGCUUAUAUUACAGAGCCUUUCAAAAACAUACACUACACCUGAACAUUUUGUCACAUUUUUACAACUCUCCAAAACUUUGAAAGGGAAAUUAUAUCUAAAAUCUGAAGAGUGUGGCGUUCAUUUGUAUUCCGCCUCCCACCUCCAGAUCAAUUACAAAAAUGACCGUUGGCUGCUAUUACAGAUUCUGGUCUUUUGGACCACUUACAUACUGAAUUGGUACAUCUAAGUACUAAGACUAAAAUGUUUUUUUUCUCCAAUCUUCUUUGCAAAAUAGCUCAAAUUCAGUCAGAUUGGGAGAAUACUGUGUGUGAACUGAAACUUCCAAGUCUUGCUUUAGGUCCCUGAUCUGAUGAGGCCACUCUGACACGCGCAUGCUUAAAGAUGUUGUUCUGAUGAAGGAUAAACUGAACCCAUCGACUCUGACCACCUUCCCCGGUCACACAGCAUGAUGCAGCCACCGCCGUGGUGUACCUUGUGGACGGUGUUAUCCAGGUUGAUGUGCAGCAUUAGUUUUUUUGGUUUCAUUUGAGCAGAGCACCUUCUUCCACGUGUGUGCUGUGGUCCCUACACUGCAAAAACGG
Molecule: messenger RNA, 2380 nt
Organism: Fundulus heteroclitus (mummichog)
Lineage: Eukaryota; Metazoa; Chordata; Actinopteri; Cyprinodontiformes; Fundulidae
Product: kelch-like protein 23
Exons: 3
Coding region: 29-1729 (566 amino acids)
Molecular function (GO): protein binding
Source: RefSeq, a predicted model, not a curated record